AUGAAGGCUUUCAUUCUUCUAGCUCUGUUCACAGUGGCAUAUGCUGCUCCCAUUGAGGAUGACAAGAUUGUGGGAGGAUAUGAGUGCAGAAAGAACUCUGUGCCCUACCAGGUCUCCCUGAACGCUGGCUACCACUUCUGUGGCGCUUCCCUGAUCUCCAGCACUUGGGUGGUGUCUGCUGCUCACUGCUACAAGUCCCGUGUCCAGGUGCGUCUUGGUGAGCACAACAUUGCUGUCAAUGAGGGUACCGAGCAGUUCAUCAACUCUGCUAAGGUCAUCAAGCACCCUCGCUACAGCAGCCGCAACCUGGACAAUGACAUCAUGCUGAUCAAGCUGAGCAAGCCCGCCACCCUGAACAACUACGUCCGCACCGUGUCCCUGCCCUCCAGCUGUGCCAGCUCAGGAACCCGCUGUUUGAUCUCUGGAUGGGGCAACACCAGCGGCACUGGAAACUACUACCCUGAUCGCCUGAGGUGCCUGGAUGCCCCUAUCCUGAGCGACAGCAGCUGCAGGAACUCCUACCCUGGACAGAUCACCUCCAACAUGUUCUGUGCUGGAUUCCUGGAGGGAGGCAAGGACUCCUGCCAGGGUGACUCUGGUGGCCCCGUGGUGUGCAACGGUCAGCUGCAGGGUGUGGUGUCCUGGGGCUAUGGCUGCGCCCAGAGGAACAAGCCUGGAGUCUAUGCCAAGGUCUGCAACUACAACUCCUGGAUUCGCAGUACCAUGUCCUCCAACUAA
Messenger RNA from Scomber japonicus (chub mackerel), 738 nucleotides. RefSeq names its product trypsin-3. Gene Ontology annotation, molecular function: serine-type endopeptidase activity. Lineage: Eukaryota; Metazoa; Chordata; Actinopteri; Scombriformes; Scombridae. The record is from RefSeq and is a predicted model, not a curated record. Gene Ontology annotation, biological process: proteolysis. The coding region runs from base 1 to 738 and encodes 245 amino acids. The transcript has 5 exons.